Messenger RNA from Pichia membranifaciens NRRL Y-2026, 1550 nucleotides. RefSeq lists its product as hypothetical. The transcript has a single exon. Gene Ontology annotation, molecular function: oxygen binding; FAD binding; nitric oxide dioxygenase [NAD(P)H] activity. The record is from RefSeq and is a predicted model, not a curated record. Gene Ontology annotation, cellular component: intracellular anatomical structure. Gene Ontology annotation, biological process: nitric oxide catabolic process; cellular response to nitrosative stress. Bases 172 to 1341 code for a protein of 389 amino acids. NCBI's taxonomy places the organism in Eukaryota, Fungi, Ascomycota, Pichiomycetes, Pichiales, Pichiaceae.
AUGCUUCGGCAAUUUGAUUGAAUUUUCCGAUGAUGGUCCCAUGUGCCUGGUCUCUAUAAAAUGCGUUCAUAAACUUCCUUUGAACUUUGGAGUUUCUCAGUGGUUAAGUUUGACGUUGUUCUAGUCGAAACGUAAUCCCUUAAGCAAAAGAAUUUAAUAUUGGUAACUACAAUGGCUUCAAAACAAAUCUUCAAAAUAGUUCCGUUAACCCCCUCCGAGAUAAGCUUUUUACAAAGCUUGGCUCCGGCUGUCAAAGAGGUGGGCGUCAAAGUCACAUCUACAAUGUAUCAGUACAUGUUCCAAACGCACCCCGAAGUGAAAUCGUACUUCAACAUGACUAACCAACGUACUGGCAGGCAGCCUAAGGUUUUGGCAUUCUCAUUAUACCAAUACAUUUUGCACUUGAAUGAUCUUACGCCAAUUAAUGGGUUUGUCAAACAGAUUGUUAUAAAGCACUGUGGGCUAGGUAUUGCUCCAGAACAAUACCCAGUCGUAGGCAGCUGUCUUGUUCACGCGUUUAAGGAAGUACUGGGUCCAGAAGCGGCAGACGAGCAUUUUGUUAACGUUUUAACCAAAGCAUACGGAAACUUAGCACAGACUUUGAUCGAUGCCGAAGAGAGCGUUUACCAAGGUUUACAGUGGAGAGGUUGCAAAGACUUCAAAGUUGUUAAACUAGAGAAGGAGGCUGCAGAUGUCACUUCGGUCUAUCUGACUCCUGUCGAUGGUACCAAAUUAUUACCUAUUAUUCCAGGCCAAUAUAUAUCGCUAAAUUGGGAUGUGCAAGAUGAAACAGUCCAACCACGUGAAUACUCUAUUUCCCACAAUUUGAUUAAUAAUGAGUAUAGAAUAUCUGUCCGGAAGUUAGUGAAUGGUAAAGUGUCAACGUUUGUGAAUACUAAACUUCAAGUUGGGGAUGUUGUGCCCGUGCAUGCACCUAUCGGUAAUAUGACUUACGACGCUACAUCAGGCAAGCCCAAAAUUGCAGUCUUAGCUGGUGGAAUUGGUAUCACUCCAAUGAUUACUAUUAUGCAAGCUGCUUUAAAAAAUGGCCAAUCUGUGGAAUUGUUUUACUCCAAUAGAACGGUAGAUUCCGAGCCUUUCAAGAAGACGUUCGAAAACUGGAGAUCUGAAUAUCCCGAUACCUUCAAGUUGAAAAACUACAUUUCUGGUAACGGAAAAAAGUUGACUAUUUCUGAAUUGGAGCACAUAGUGCCAUCUGAGUAUGAUGUUUACUUGUUAGGUCCUGUCGGAUACAUGCACGAGUUCAAGACAUACUUGACAAACAAAGGUGUUUCUGAUGUGAAAAUGGAGUUUUUUGGUCCAACAGACCCUGAUGUAUAAAACCAAGGAAGCUGACUGUAGAUAAUUUGUCUAUGCAUUAGACAACUUGUAAAUAUACUGAGCCUUUAUAGCCUAAUUUUAUUAUUUUCUUAAAGCUAGUUUGGACGGCUUGUCGAGCAAGGCCAUGAGUAUCGGUGUUUUUUUUGGUGCUUGGGCAUCAUGCACUGACAUGUACUAUCUCUACUUCACAUGGAAGAGUUGCAAUAUUU